AACUCCGCAGGAUCUGUCUCUUUUGUUGGUUCCCUGGAUCAGAGGGGAGAGCUUUGGCUCCAACAACAGCCCCCUGUUCACCCUCAGAUGGGGCAGAGUAUGAGUUCAGGAGCUGCAGCAUCCAGCUUGAAUGGGAAGCUGUUCCAGUGGCAGAUUCAGGAUGGGAGCCAGUGGUUAGAUGUGGCCCACGAUGACAUUAUCGAAGCACAGUACACACUGCCGAUGGUGGAAGGGAUCCGUCUACACACCACCAGAUACGGAACAAUCUAUCUGGACUUUGAUAAGAUGGAAAUUGUUGGCAGCAACUUGAAACUGAAAAGGCUGACCUUUCCACCAGCCCAGGGGAUGGAUGAAUACAGCUGGUAUUUUCUGGAUGACCAUUCCUGGAGGGAAUAUGGAGUUCAGGGCACCGGCCGCAAAACGACAUUAAUCACAAGUCCCGAUAUCGAAUUUCAGUUCAGGACGGCUCCUCAAAACGUUUUCAACUUUAAUAUUGGAAGUUCAAAAUACACCAUUGAUUUUCAAGCAAUGGAUCAGACGAAUGUCCAAUCGGGAAUGAAGAGAAAGGUCAGGAGGAGGUCACGGUUUAACUCUGAGAAUCAGAAUCCAAACAGCAUUUCAGGUGCAGUGGGUCACCAGCCCGUGUCAAACUCUGUCACAUCAUGCACUUGGCAGUUCAGAGGUGACCAUGGCUGUUGGAUGGACUACAGGAGACCGGGUGAAGGUGGCGCUGUCUGCUCAAUAAAUAGUCAAGAUAUUGAACAGAGUUAUCAGCAGAACCCCCAAGGAUCCCUGCAAUUUACCGCUGGCCACUUCCAGUACAGACUGGAUUUGUCAGCCAUGAUACAAAUCAACCUUGUAACUCUCACCAAGAGAGCGGUGAGGCGUUUGCAAACUCCGAGCCUGCAGGGAGCUAGUGGAAACACUGGAGGCAACAGAUUGUGGCAGUUCAUGGAUGAAGAAGGGUUGUGGCAAGAGUAUUCACAGCCUGGAAUCCUCAAGUCAGUUACCAGUCAAGACAUUGAGAGAAUUUACCAGAAGAAUCCUCAAGGUUCCAUGAAGUUCUCUGCAGGAUGGAACAUUUACAGUUUGGAUUUCUCAGCCAUGACCCAGACCAAUUUGACAACCAGGAAAGUCAGACCAGUGCGUCGUCUUUGAAGGCAGAGCAGAAAGGCUUUAGCCACAAAGGAAGCCGCUAGGACUCCGAUCCAUAUGGUGUGUUCCAACAGGACUCCAGUGAAAUUUGCAGCAUUCUCUCCUAAAAUGUAUAGUCAACAGCCUGUUGGGAUUUCAGAGCAACAAAUGGACAUACAAAUAUUUCAAGAAUUUUGAUAGCAAGCCUCUGAUUUAUUGCCUCUCCAUCCCAGUUACAGACGGGUUAAGGUAUUUAACGAAAGGAGUAAGCACAGCCCUACAGGGGUCUAUCUGUUGAACAAACAGGAAGUGCCGAGGAAGUCUCUGUGGUGUUUAUCAGUCUUGAUUUGGCUGUCAAACCACAAUAAAUGGAAAGUUGUUGUGGUUCUGUUCACCGAGCAGGGAGUUUGUGUUGCAGACAUUUCAUCCCCUGUCUAGGUGACAUCCUCAGUGCUUGGGAGCCUCCUGUGAAGCGCUUCUGUGAUGUUUCCCCCGGCAUUUAUAGUGGCUUGUCUCUGCCGCUUUCGGUUGUCAGUUCUUGC
This is a messenger RNA of Hemiscyllium ocellatum (epaulette shark), 1676 nucleotides long. RefSeq lists its product as uncharacterized. Bases 88 to 1158 code for a protein of 356 amino acids. Gene Ontology annotation, molecular function: zinc ion binding. The transcript has 11 exons. NCBI's taxonomy places the organism in Eukaryota, Metazoa, Chordata, Chondrichthyes, Orectolobiformes, Hemiscylliidae. The record is from RefSeq and is a predicted model, not a curated record.